Molecule: messenger RNA, 354 nt
Organism: Vicia faba (fava bean)
Lineage: Eukaryota; Viridiplantae; Streptophyta; Magnoliopsida; Fabales; Fabaceae
Source: the annotation of a GenBank genome assembly
AUGCAAAAUAGUAAAAUAGAAAUGGAAUUUCCUUGUCUUAUUCCUCUAGAACAGUUGAAAAAGCUUGUUGCCUUGUCAUUAACUAAAUUGAUAAUUUGGUUGAAUGAACUGACUCAAGCUGAUGUGAAACACUUCUUUGAGUCUAUCUGUGGAGAGGUUCAACGACUGAGGCUUCUUGGGGAUUACCAUCAUUCAACUCGGAUUGCUUUUGUUGAGUUCACAGUGGCUGACAGUGCAAUUGCCGCCCUAAGCUGCAGUGGCGUGAUUUUGGGUGCUCUGCCUAUAAGGAAACCUUCAGUUGCUGCUAUUGAUGGUCUUGCCCUGGGUGGAGGGUUAGAGCUUGCGUGGUUUUGA